This is a messenger RNA of Anolis sagrei ordinatus, 2892 nucleotides long. RefSeq names its product solute carrier family 6 member 14 (gene SLC6A14). Gene Ontology annotation, molecular function: glycine:sodium symporter activity. Gene Ontology annotation, biological process: sodium ion transmembrane transport; glycine import across plasma membrane; synaptic transmission, glycinergic. Gene Ontology annotation, cellular component: plasma membrane. Lineage: Eukaryota; Metazoa; Chordata; Lepidosauria; Squamata; Anolidae. The record is from RefSeq and is a predicted model, not a curated record.
CCUCCCAUAAAGGCUUCUCUUUGGGGAGGAGGGCUGUCAGUCCACAGAGCAACCAAGGCCACCUCUUCACCUGCCUCUCUGCUUGCUUACCUGUCAGGAGCCAUGGGUUGGCUUCGACUCCCAGCUUGGAUGCGCUGCGGGAAGAAGGAGGAAUUCAGUUUGUCCACGGAGAAGAUCGCCGAAAAGGAUGAUGAGAACUCGGAGCGGGGCAACUGGUCCAGCAAAACGGACUACCUGCUCUCCAUGGUGGGCUACGCCGUUGGAUUGGGCAACGUGUGGCGCUUUCCGUACCUCACUUACCAGAACGGUGGAGGGGCCUUCUUGAUACCGUACACCAUCAUGCUGGCGCUGGCCGGACUGCCGCUGUUCUUUCUGGAGUGCUCCCUGGGCCAGUUUGCCAGCUUGGGACCGGUCUCCAUCUGGAGGAUCUUGCCCCUCUUACAAGGCGUCGGGGUGACGAUGGUGAUCAUCUCCACCUUUGUGACCAUCUAUUACAACGUCAUCAUCGGCUACAGCCUCUACUACUUGUUUGCCUCCUUCCAAAGCGUUCUCCCUUGGGCCGACUGUAACCCCGAAUGGGCCGACGACACCUGCAGCAAGUACCCACUAAUCUCUGACUGCAAUGCCACGUUGGGAGACGGAACCGUGAUCCAUGCCAAUUACUCCUGGAUUGUGGACCAUAACUUGACUUGCCUCAAUGACACCAAGAGCUUCGCCAAAACCCAGGUGCCCAGUGAGCAAUACUGGAACAAAAAGGUCCUCCAGCGAUCAUCAGGAUUAGACGAGACCGGAGAGGUUGUCUGGUAUCUCGCCCUCUGCCUUCUCCUUUCCUGGCUCAUAGUAGGCGUGGCCUUAUUCAAGGGGAUCAAGUCUUCUGGGAAGGUUGUCUACUUCACGGCCAUCUUCCCUUACAUCGUCCUCAUCAUAUUGCUGGUACGAGGUGUCACUUUGGAAGGGGCCCGGGAAGGCAUUGAGUAUUACAUCGGGAACCAGUCCAACUUCACCAAACUCAUGGAGGCAGAGGUCUGGAAAGAUGCAGCGACACAGAUUUUCUUCUCAUUGUCGGUGGCCUGGGGUGGGCUGGUGGCCCUCUCUUCAUACAACAAGUUCCACAACAACUGCUAUUCAGAUGCCAUCUUUGUCUGCGUGAUCAACUGCCUCACGAGUGUCUUUGCCGGCUUUGCCAUCUUCUCCAUCUUGGGGCACAUGGCCUUCAUGGCAGACAAGAAAGUCUCAGAGGUCGUCGAUUCAGGCUUUGACCUGGCAUUUGUUGCCUAUCCAGAAGCUCUCUCCAAGUUACCAGUUGCUCCUCUUUGGUCCUUUCUGUUCUUCUUCAUGCUGCUGCUGUUGGGCCUGGAUUCCCAGUUUGCAACCAUUGAGACAAUCACCACCACCAUCCAAGACAGCUUCCCCAAAGUGAUGAAGAAAAUGCGGGUGCCGGUGACCCUUGGGUUGUGCAUGCUGCUCUUUCUCCUGGGCCUCGUCUGUGUCACCCAGGCAGGAAUCUACUGGGUCAACUUGGUGGACCAUUUCUGUGCCGGAUGGGGAAUCCUUUUUGCAGCCGUCCUUGAGUUGGCAGGAAUUUGCUGGAUUUAUGGAGGAAACCGAUUUAUUGAAGAUAUCGAAAUGAUGAUUGGCAAGAAAAGCUUCCUCUUCUGGCUCUGGUGGAGAGUCUGCUGGUUUGUUGUCACCCCUUGCCUUCUGCUUGCAAUCUUGGUUUGGUCUCUCAUCACCUUUGCACCGCCUAAAUACGGCAGCGUGGAAUAUCCCGAAUGGGGAUCGGCGGUCGGAUGGUGCAUGAUCAUGUUCUGCCUCGUUUGGAUCCCUGUCAUCGCAAUCUACAAAAUAGCGAAAGCCCAAGGCAACCUGUGGCAGCGUAUUGUCAGCUGUUGCAAGCCCCAGCCGAAUUGGGGCCCUUACUUGGAGUGCCACCGUGGAGAGCGAUACAGAGGCAUGGUGGACCCAGCCAAGGAGCGGGACCUCGAGAUCCCCACCGUGGACAGCUAUGUGCCCAAGUCUGACUAAAGAGGAAUCUUGGGGGGACGGGGGGAGAUAUGGUUUUGUAAUGGACACCACACUAUUUAUUCCAAGGACCUUUGUGCAAUGGAUCAUCUUUGGUUCGCAGAGCCUGGAGACAGGAGGGCACCACAAGCCAAAGUCUCCUGCCCUGCAGGAUGAUGCUUCAACAAGGUCCAUGCUGUGCAUGGAGAAGGUGUCCCUUGAGGGGAGAUGGUCUUGGGUUCAAAUGGAGCUCUCUAGAGGCCCAACCCAAGGGACACUUUGCUAGGAUUGGGCCAAGACCUCCUUCCAGUCCACACUUGGAAAAUAAGGACUCAAGAGUCAUUGAAAACCAUGGACAGCUGUGAUUCCAUCAAAUUCAGUUGGAUCUCGCCUUGAGCCGAAUCGUUCUGCCUGGAGGGACUUAUUGUAUUCAGUGUAAUUUAUUUCUCUUCCUUCUUUGGAAAUGAUUUCACCUAAUUUAUUUUUUAUUUCCUCUCUCGGACAUCCUGUUGAAGUCAGCAGGCAUUCUUUGGGCACUUUGAUAGUUAUAAGGACUAGGAACUUGGAUCCCCCCUUGAGUUUCAAUUCUAUUCUGAAGAAUGAAAGCAGUGGGGAUAUAAAUAUAACUGAAUAGGGAUUAAAUUCCUUGGAGGUGCUGGGCGGCUGGCUGGCCAGCCAAGCAAAGUAACUUUUGCCGAGCUUUGGUCUUGCAUUCAUUGUUUUGUCUGUUUGCACAUCUCAACAAGAAUUGCCCAAGAAAGAGAAUCAACUUUCUUGCCAUUUCUGCAGGUUUCCCAAUUUCUGGACAUAUGUUGGUUAUGUGCAGAGGCGGCCCUAGGUAAUUUUCAACGGUAAGCAAACAGUAUUUUGCCCCCCCCCCCCAACCAAUCA